Molecule: messenger RNA, 1534 nt
Organism: Effrenium voratum
Lineage: Eukaryota; Dinophyceae; Suessiales; Symbiodiniaceae
Source: the annotation of a GenBank genome assembly
GCGGAAACUGGGAUCCACUGGGAUGGUUGAUGCGCAGGGAUGGCAGAGUUGGUCGUAUACGGCCGAGAUAGCUGCAGCGUGUGCAACCGAUUCAAAGGAAGCUGCGACCACGGAGGCCUGAAAUACAGGUUUGCGGACGUCGACGUGGCUGGCCACAAAUCCGAGAUGCUGCGGAAGCUGCGGGGCGCCGAGUGGUGGACUUCGGGCAGCAAGUUCCGCUUGCCGCUGGUGGACGUCUACGGCCAGCUCUUGGAACGUCCCAGCUUUGGGGUGGUGAAAGCAGCCAGAGACCGGCUGCCUAGGGAGGAGAAGGUGGACAGCAUGAAGCAAAAGUUCAAGGACUUGGACCUGAACCAGGAUGGCACUCUGAGCUUCGAUGAGAUGCGUCAGCUGAUGACGGCGUUGGCGCCCUCCCUCUCCGAAGUGCAGCUGCAGCGGCUUUUCUGCGCGGCGGAUGUGAAUCAAAACGGGGUGCUGGAGUUGGAGGAGUUUAUCGAUUUCGUGAUGUACGGCAAGGUGGCGGCGGCAAAGAUUUCCGCCGAAGCCGCCGAAGCCGCCGAAGCCGUCGAAACCGUCGAAGCCGUCGACGUGGCUGAAGCGGCCGAAGCGGACGCAGGGGUCGAAGCGGAGACGAGGUAUGGUACUUGGGAAGAAUGGAAAGCGAAGACGCUGGAAGAGCACAACUUCGCGCGGCGCCAGCAUGGGGUGCUUCCUUUGGCCUGGAGCGAUGAGUGCUUCCGCCUGGCGAAGCAGCAGGCCCGGGUUUGUCAAGCCGCCGGCAAGAUGCUGCGAGGAAACUGCCACGGUCCUUCGGGGCCCCACGGGCAGAACCUCUACUGGAACCCGUGCACCUGUCCGAGCCCCCCCGUGAUGGUGAGAUGCUGGACGAACGAAGCCGUUCAACCGGGCUAUGACUUCAAGACAGCAGUCAGGAGCCCCGGAACCGAGCAGUUCACGCAAGUCGUUUGGAAGGACACGACGCACGUUGCCAUGGCGCUAUCGGACGAUGAGAAGUUUUGCAUAGCAAACUACUACCCAGCCGGCAACGUGGGAGAUUUCCAGGACCACGUGUUUCCCGAAGGGACGCAGCCGCCCAAACCCUUUGCUGGCGCACUGGCGGCAGUGAAGGGUGCUGGAGGAAAGGAAGAGGCCAGCUUCGAGACAAAUCGGGAAGGUGUGGAGACGUUGCGAGUGCGCCGCUAUCCUCAUCCCACCAUCGACGAAAUCCUGGAGCCCUUCCCUGGUACCGACUUUAAGGAGAGGAUCAAGAAGGCCUUCCAACAAGGAGCUGAUCUGGUGACCAUCGACCGCGUGCGCCAGCCACCGGUGUCCCACGUCCGGGUCAUCGCCACCAAAGGCUCCGCCGUGGUGGCGCAGCUUGUGCGCUUGGGCGUUGGAUUCUAUUCCGCGCGUCGCACGUGCUGAUUCCACGCGGAUCGUUGCGAGUCUCGUGUUAAUGCCCAGCCGCCACAAAGAGGGCGACGCAGGGACUUUUCGAACACCGGAAAGCUGGCAGAGUUGGGAGAGACGGGGA